Messenger RNA from Polyodon spathula (Mississippi paddlefish), 1508 nucleotides. Its product is annotated as 1-acyl-sn-glycerol-3-phosphate acyltransferase gamma-like. The coding region runs from base 320 to 1450 and encodes 376 amino acids. Gene Ontology annotation, molecular function: 1-acylglycerol-3-phosphate O-acyltransferase activity. NCBI's taxonomy places the organism in Eukaryota, Metazoa, Chordata, Actinopteri, Acipenseriformes, Polyodontidae. Gene Ontology annotation, cellular component: endoplasmic reticulum; endomembrane system. The transcript has 9 exons. The record is from RefSeq and is a predicted model, not a curated record.
UCGUUGUGUAGGUAUUAGAAGUUACUCUUUGCUGAGGAAGCAGUUUUCAGACCUCUUUGAUUUGCUCUCUCUGCUUCUGUCAUCAUAAUCUUCUCCAUGGGUUUACGUGCCUUUCUACCUUGGUGAAGACUGACUCCCUUUUGUUCUCUUGCAAACUGAGGUGGUGGUGGGGGAAGCCGCCAAAGAUGUUGGCAACCCGGACCAGCGUUACAAUUUUUUCUGGAAUUUGUGCUAUGCUGCUGAUGCUGGCAUUGGUGUACUACACUUAUUGGUCUGUUGUUCUAAGUGAGGGUCCGUGCAAACGCUUCUGAUAUCUAUCAUGGGUUUAUUUGCGUACCUGAAGACUCAGUUUAUUCUGCACCUGCUUAUCAGCUUUGUGUUCAUAGUGAGUGGACUAAUUAUAAACUUCAUUCAGCUAUGCACACUGCUUCUCUGGCCAAUAAACAAACAGCUGUACCGCAGGAUCAACUGCCGCCUUUCCUACUCAUUGUGGAGCCAGCUUGUGAUGUUACUAGAGUGGUGGGCGGGUACGGAAUGCACUCUGUUUACAGACAAGGCCACUGUGGACAAGUUAGGGAAAGAACAUGUCAUCGUCAUCCUUAAUCACAAUUAUGAAAUAGAUUUCCUCUGUGGAUGGACCAUUUGUGAGCGGUUUGGAGUUUUGGGGAGUUCAAAAGUCCUUGCAAAGCAUGAGUUGUUGAAAGUGCCACUAAUUGGGUGGACCUGGUACUUCUUGGAAAUAGUUUUCUGUAAAAGGAGAUGGGAAGAAGACAAAGACACUGUCAUCCAGGGACUCAAAAACCUCUCAGACUAUCCUGAGUGCAUGUGGUUCCUCUUGUAUUGUGAAGGGACACGCUUUACAGAGAAAAAACACCAGAUCAGUAUGCAGGUCGCUGAAUCAAAGGGCCUUCCCAAGCUGAAGUAUCACUUACUGCCCAGAACAAAAGGAUUCACUACAACCAUGCAGUGUCUUAAAGGAACAGUUUCAGCUGUUUAUGAUGUAACCCUGAAUUUCAAAGACAAGAGGAAUCCCACCCUACUAGGCAUUCUACAUGGAAAGAAGUACGAGGCAGACAUGUCUGUCCGGAGGUUUCCAGUAGAAGACAUUCCCGAAGAUGAGAAAGAAUGUGCAAACUGGCUUCACAAACUCUAUCAGGAGAAGGAUGCUUUGCAGGAGCAUUAUGAGAAGGAUGGCACUUUCCCUGGCCCACAAUUCAAACCCCCAAGAAGACCAUGGACUCUACUAAAUUUUUUCUUCUGGGCCACAGUUUUGCUUUCCCCACUUAUCCGCUUUGUUUUUGGUGUAUUUGUAAGCGGCUCCCCCCUCCUUAUCAUCGGGUUUCUGCUCUUUAUUGGAAUAGCAUGCUUUGCUGUCAGGCGGCUAAUAGGAGUGACUGAAAUUGGAAAGGGCUCCAGUUACGGGAACCAGGAAUUCAAGAAAAAGAAUUAAGUUUUCUGCCUCUAGUUAAAACAAAAUUUUCAAUGACCUUCACUAGAGGGGGCAAAAA